This is a messenger RNA of Liolophura sinensis, 1227 nucleotides long. Its product is annotated as M-phase inducer phosphatase-like. Gene Ontology annotation, cellular component: nucleus; cytoplasm. NCBI's taxonomy places the organism in Eukaryota, Metazoa, Mollusca, Polyplacophora, Chitonida, Chitonidae. Gene Ontology annotation, molecular function: protein tyrosine phosphatase activity. The transcript has 10 exons. Gene Ontology annotation, biological process: G2/M transition of mitotic cell cycle; positive regulation of G2/M transition of mitotic cell cycle; protein dephosphorylation. The record is from RefSeq and is a predicted model, not a curated record. Bases 1 to 1227 code for a protein of 408 amino acids.
AUGAGCAUGCUCGCUAAACAUGUCUCUGAAUCUGGAUUGAUGAUCAGAUCUGAAGAGAGCACAUCACCCAAUGGGAUCGGCCAGCUGAGCAGACCAUCAGCAGGACCUAUCGCCGCUAACCUCAUCUAUGAUCAGUCGCCUGUCCGACCACCCGGAAGCCUUCCUGAAAAGCUGGAAAAGAACCUUCAAGGGUUAUCGGUAAAGGCGAACGACAGCUCAGUGCAGAUGAGCGACUCUCCAGACAGCGGUGUGAGUGUUGGGGAUGACGUUAGCAGCCUCUGUCUUGCUGGAUCUGGGGAUUUCGAGAGUGAGGAUUCGCUGGAUGGAUUCAUUAACUCCAAGCUGGACUUUGAGAGUUUGUUACACGCCCCUUUACUGGACACAGCUCCCAAGUCUCCAGUCCAGGGGCUCUACACGAUAAGACGUCCUAGCAGCCGUAGGCUCACUCGUCGGUUUGACUCGUUGAACGUCCGUCAGAAACGCCCAAGUCCCGCCCGCCGGGAAGGGGAGUCACCGGAAAUGAAGAAAAGGAGAGAGACGGGGAUUAACCAGCGUUCCUACAGCCUUGAACUCCCGGCCUUGAGUAAGAACUCUGUAAAGCGAUGCCAGUCUGCCAACGAAGCUGUUAUCAAACUGGCUCUAGACAGAGUUCACAACGACCCCUUGCUCAUCAGUGAUGGCACCAAGCCAUUCUGCCUUCCCACGAUUCCCGGAAAACAUCAAGAUCUCACAUCGAUUACGCCGGAGACGCUGGCCCGUGUCAUCAAUGACGAAUUCUGUGACGUCAUCCAGCAGUACCUUAUCAUUGACUGCAGAUACCCAUUUGAAUACAAUGGUGGACACAUCCAGGGGGCGGUCAACUGCUUCACCAAGGACAGUAUCAUGGAAAACUUACUGAAGUCGCCUAUGAACUCCACAAAUAGCGAGAAGAGGACCAUUCUUAUCUUCCACUGCGAGUUUUCCUCUGAAAGGGCACCGAAAUUGUCCCGUUUUUUACGGAGCAUGGACCGCGAUGUGAAUAAGGACUGUUACCCACAUCUCCACUACCCAGAGGUCUACCUAUUGCAUGGCGGCUACAAGAACUUUUAUGAGACACAAAAGGAGCUGUGCUGCCCGCAGACGUAUGUGCCUAUGCUACACGCUGACUACAAGGAUGAUCUGAGGACAUUCCGAGCCAAGUGGAAAUCCUGGCCCGGGGAGAAGAAAAGCCGCUUCACCUUGUUCUGA